Molecule: messenger RNA, 1041 nt
Organism: Triticum aestivum (bread wheat)
Lineage: Eukaryota; Viridiplantae; Streptophyta; Magnoliopsida; Poales; Poaceae
Product: disease resistance protein RGA5
Exons: 2
Molecular function (GO): ADP binding
Source: RefSeq, a predicted model, not a curated record
UGUCUGCGGGGGAUCAUGGAGGAUCCCAUGGUGAGCUCUUCCACGGGAGCGAUGAACUCCCUCCUCGAUAAGCUGGGAGUACUGGAGAACCGGUAUCCCGACCUAGCUGAAGGCGUGCGAGAGAGCCUGAAGAGCCUAAGCGAUGUCUUGCACAGCUUUGCUAGGCAGAGGACGAGGAACUCCCUCAUCAACGAGUGGAUGCUGCAAGUCCGGGAGGUGGUGUACGACAUGGAGGACUGGAUCGACGGCGAUCCCUCCAAGGCCAAGCUGGAUGAUGUGGAGGAACAAAUCGAAGAAUUCAAGGCCCAGAUCCAAGGUGCACGGGACCGCUGCACAAGGUACGGCCUUCUCAGCAGCAUAGAGCCUAGUACUACUUGUGCACUACAAGAUGAUGCUGAAACCAGAGAAUCAGUUGCCAUGGAUCCUAAACUGCUCCAUGGGGAGGCGCCUUGCCGCCUUGUGGGCAGCGAUGAACUAAGGAAUGUUCUUGUUAACCACCUGAUGGACCAAGAAGAGCGGCGUAAGGUGGUGUGCAUCGUGGGAACCGGAGGAAUUGGCAAGUCAACUCUUGCCACGGGAAUAUACCGACAGCUCCAAGGGCAGUUCAGCUGCGGGGCUUUCGUGCAUCUUGGCCGGAACCCGUCCGUGAAGAUGACCCUGAUCAGUAUACUCAAGCAAGUAAUGCCGGAUUGGCACUGCGAAGAGUAUUUAUGGAACGGCUACAACUCUGAGGACAUGGAAGCAUGGGACGAGAAGAAGGUCAUCAAUAAACUCUGGGCAUUCUUAAAAACAAAGAGUUAUUUUGUUGUGCUCGUGGACAUGCGGAGCAUAUCGACUUGGAAGAAGAUCAGUUGUGCUUUGCCUAAUAAAGACAAGUCUUCUGAUAGGAUAUUGGUUACAACUUGUACCAAGGAUAUAGCAGAAUCAUGUUGCAUACAUCCUGGUGAUUUUGUUCAUCCGAUGGAGCGCCUUAGCGAGAAAGAUUCCAAAACAUUAUUUCAUAGUAAACUACCUGUUUCAGAACAACAUAGGCUGCUUGAA